Notolabrus celidotus (New Zealand spotty) is the source of this 1131-nucleotide messenger RNA. RefSeq names its product cilia and flagella associated protein 77 (gene cfap77). The record is from RefSeq and is a predicted model, not a curated record. Bases 286 to 1059 code for a protein of 257 amino acids. The transcript is spliced from 7 exons. NCBI's taxonomy places the organism in Eukaryota, Metazoa, Chordata, Actinopteri, Labriformes, Labridae.
AGCAUCGUUCUCUACCGCCUCCUGUAGGCCGAACGCUCACGAGGCGUUCAUGAACCUUCCUCUUUAUUAAUAUUAUUAAAAUAAAAAAAAUAAAAAUAAAAACUUUAACUAAACACUCAAAGUUUUAUCAUAAAUGGCUUUUUUGUUUUUUUGAUUUUUUCAAUUUUUUGUUUGUUUGUUUUACGACCGUUAAACGUCACCGGUUCGCGUUCUGUCCCCAUGGUAACAGAGCACUUCGACUCCAGAGGACACUCACACUGAAGGAUCCAUCCCGUCGCUGAUUUCAUGAACGCUCACAGAAGAAACAUGUCUUCACCCAGAAUAGGCGUGGUCAGAGACUCCAUGCUGACCAACCCGCUGCUCAUAAAGGCCCCUCUGGGUCAGUCUAAGUCCAGAGGUCUGUCGGUUCCUGGUGAAGACUUCACUUAUGGAAUCAGCAGCAGCUCAAUCAGAGAUGGGGGCGUGUCUGAAGUUCUGUCUGAUUGGAAGGUUCAACCGAGCCGCGGAGACUCCGCUCCUCAUCUGUCUCUCGCUCCUGACUUUGUGUCUCUGAACCGGGACGCGGUGAAGUCUGGUCUGGUGACGUCCAAAGAGAUGAGUCAGUUCAGAGCUCAGAGGGGCGAGGCCAUGAGCCAAAACCGCAACCCCAAACCCAAAAACAGCGUGGCCCUGCGGCGCCCAGCCGUGCCUGACAUCACAUUUGGAGUCACCAACAGGCCGCCGUCUCCUCUGGCGGACCUCCUGUGUCAUCAGUACGGCCGGGACUGGCUGGACAAGCAGAUGAUCAGGAGUCAGAACUACAACCACCAGCAGAAGAUGCAGAAGGUGCAAAGGAAAUUAUCAAAUUAUAUUCAGGACAACAGGACCAGCCUGCUGAGGAGGAGCAGACCUCUGCCCGUCACUCAGACUCCGUUCAAACUGCCCCGCUUCACUCAGGUCGCUCCGGCUCUUGAUACCUUCAGGGACCAAGACGCUCGUCUCCGGGCGCUCAGGGCUCAUCAGUCAGACUCUGUGUCCAGGAGAGGAGUUCAAGGUCUGGGAACGUACAGUCUGGACUGACCGGAGGACGAAACAGGCCAGGCCUCUCUCAGAAGACGUAAACAGAAAUAAAAGCUAAUGAGCAGCUCUUCA